CCCGCGCGCACAAACAACAGCAGCCCGAUGUCCGCCGCCGCGUCCUCUGCCACCGCCUGCUUCCUCUCCCCGCUCCCGCCGCCUCGCCGCCCGCGUCAUUUCCUCAGGCACCUCGCGCGCGCCGCGGUCACCAAGCCCGAGCCCGCCUCCGCCUCCUCGCUCGCCCUCCCCUCGCCGUGGCUUUGGGCCCGGCGGCUCUGCGAGCUGGUCCCCGCCGAAGCCGGGGGCCGGCUUCUGUCGUCGGCCGCGGGCUCCCUCAUCGUCGCGCUCGCCUCAGCGUCGCUUGUCCUAGGUGACACCGGCGCCGCCUCCGCGUUCGUCGUCUCCACGCCGCGGAAGCUGCAGGCGGACGAGCUCGCCACCGUGCGCCUCUUCCAGGAGAACACGCCAUCCGUAGUCUACAUCACCAACCUCGCCGUCAGGCAGGACGCGUUCACGCUCGACGUGCUCGAGGUGCCUCAGGGAUCCGGGUCCGGGUUUGUCUGGGAUAAGAGCGGCCAUAUCGUCACCAAUUUCCAUGUCAUCCGUGGCGCGUCAGACCUGAGGGUGACACUUGCUGAUCAGUCAGUGUAUGAAGCGCAAGUUGUUGGAUUUGACCAGGACAAGGAUGUUGCUGUUUUGGGUAUCAAAGCACCAAAGAAUAAACUAAGACCUAUACCUGUUGGUGUGUCAGCAGACCUACUGGUUGGUCAGAAAGUGUAUGCCAUUGGAAACCCAUUUGGCCUUGACCACACUCUUACAACAGGUGUUAUCAGUGGCUUGCGUCGAGAAAUCAGUUCAGCCGCCACAGGACGUCCUAUACAAGAUGUGAUACAGACCGACGCUGCUAUCAACCCUGGUAACAGCGGUGGUCCACUCCUUGAUAGUUCUGGAAACUUGAUAGGUGUAAACACUGCUAUAUACUCGCCCUCAGGAGCAUCAUCUGGUGUUGGGUUUUCCAUUCCAGUUGACACAGUCGGGGGCAUUGUGGACCAACUCAUAAAAUUUGGCAGGGUGACAAGACCUAUUCUGGGAAUAAAAUUUGCCCCAGAUCAAUCCGUAGAGCAGCUUGGGUUGAGUGGAGUGCUUGUCUUGGAUGCUCCUCCAAACGGACCAGCUGGCAAAGCGGGUCUGCAAGCAACCAAACGAGAUCCCUAUGGCCGGCUUAUCCUGGGCGAUAUAAUUACCUCUGUGAAUGGUACAAAGGUGACAAACGGAAGCGACUUGUAUAGGAUACUGGACCAGUGCAAAGUUGGAGACACGGUGACCGUGGAGGUCUUGCGUGGCGACCACAAAGAGAAGAUCCCUGUGGUCCUGGAACCGAAGGCUGACGAAUCCUAGUACUAGUAAACCCAGCUUCUUCUUCUGUACCAUAGCAUCAGUUUCUCGCUUUGGUGCAGAGGCGCAAACACACAAGGCGUCUUAGCAUUUUCGCCCUCCACGGGGUUCAUUCGCUGUACAUAAUUCAUGCAUGUAGAUGUUGUUACCAUCUCUUGUCUGGUGGAAAAGGGGUAUCCAGACUCCAUUCCAGGU
Zea mays is the source of this 1512-nucleotide messenger RNA. RefSeq lists its product as uncharacterized. NCBI's taxonomy places the organism in Eukaryota, Viridiplantae, Streptophyta, Magnoliopsida, Poales, Poaceae. The record is from RefSeq and is marked provisional. Gene Ontology annotation, molecular function: protein binding; serine-type endopeptidase activity. Gene Ontology annotation, biological process: proteolysis.